Molecule: messenger RNA, 576 nt
Organism: Trametes versicolor FP-101664 SS1
Lineage: Eukaryota; Fungi; Basidiomycota; Agaricomycetes; Polyporales; Polyporaceae
Exons: 2
Coding region: 1-576 (191 amino acids)
Biological process (GO): regulation of transcription by RNA polymerase II
Cellular component (GO): nucleus
Molecular function (GO): DNA-binding transcription factor activity, RNA polymerase II-specific; RNA polymerase II cis-regulatory region sequence-specific DNA binding
Source: RefSeq, a predicted model, not a curated record
AUGCACCAGUGCACGGUGUGCUAUAAAUUAUUCCCUAGACCGAGCGGGCUCGCGACGCACAUGAACUCCCACUCCGGCGCGAAACCAUUCAAGUGCCCGAUACCGACGUGCACGAAGAGCUUCGCGGUGCGCUCGAACGCGAAGCGGCACCUGCGCACCCACGGCAUCUUCCCGUCCGCCGAACACGCAAGCACGUCGCCCUCGCAGUUCACGGUCGGGUUCGACACGCCGCUCGUCAGCGAGGUGCACGAGGCGGGGAAGCUGCCCGCGAAGCUGCGCUGGGUGCCGCCGAGCCUCGCCGCGCGCUCGAACAUCGACUACCUCCGCGACGCCGCGAGCGACUCCGAGGACGAGUACUUCCAGCCCGCGUGCCCGCUCCUCCCGCUCCCGCUCCCGCCCGUCGCGCCGUCGAGCCCUGGGGAGCCCUGGGGCGCCCCCGGGGCGGACGACCGCUACGGCGAGGAGCGCAACAGCUUUGCGCAGGCGGACGCGGCGCCGUACAUCUCGAGCCAGGUAUGUGCCCGCGGUUGCUCGAUGUGGCUUUUGGAUGGAGGGCUGAUGAUGGUGCGAUUGUGA